Molecule: messenger RNA, 1548 nt
Organism: Benincasa hispida (wax gourd)
Lineage: Eukaryota; Viridiplantae; Streptophyta; Magnoliopsida; Cucurbitales; Cucurbitaceae
Product: short-chain dehydrogenase TIC 32, chloroplastic-like
Source: RefSeq, a predicted model, not a curated record
GAAAUAAACCUAGUGCUGGUCGCUUUCUUCUUUUUAUUAUUCUCAAUUUCUCCACUCUCCCAUGGACCUCCAGCAGUUGAAUUCUAUAAAGAAACUAGAUGAUCGAGGUCAAUUGCAUCAUCUCUCCAUAUACAAAAAAGAUGAUGGAAGUCAUUUCUUUCUAAAAGGAAGUAUUUUCAUUUUAUAUAUGCAUUUUCAUUUAUUGAUGGAGUUCUUAAAAUAAUAUUUUCCCUACACGUUCGUAAACAUUCGUUUGAAUCAAGCCAAAAAAAACCCCAAAUGAUCUGAAAGAUCAUCCCUAACCGACCCAAUUCACAUUACUGAAAGCCAAAGAAAUCUCGAAUAUGUGGAUUUUUGGAUGGAAAGGACCAUCUGGGUUCUCAGCCCGUUCUACAGCAGAAGAAGUCACUGAAGGAAUUGAUGGCAAUGGGCUCACUGCUAUUGUUACAGGAGCUUCAAGUGGUCUUGGCGAAGAGACUACACGUGUUCUUGCAUUACGUGGAGUCUAUGUCAUUAUGGCUGUAAGGAAUGUUGAAGCAGGAAGAAAAGUAAAAGAAGCAGUACUGAAGGAAUCCCCCUCUGCUAAAAUUGAUAUCAUGGAGUUAGAUCUUUCUUCAAUGGAAUCUGUAAGGAAAUUUGCUGCAGAUUAUAUUGCAUCAGGCCGUGCACUGAAUAUUCUCAUGAACAAUGCUGGCGUUAUGGCUACUCCUUUUAUGCUUUCCCAUGAUGGCAUAGAAUUGCAGUUUGCAACAAAUCAUUUAGGACAUUUUCUUCUGACAAACCUUCUAAUGGAAACCAUGAAAAAAACUGUGCUUGAAAGCAAAAAGGAGGGAAGGAUUGUCAACCUGUCAUCAGAGGGUCACCGAUUGACAUACAGUGAAGGAAUUCGUUUUGAUAAAAUCAACGAUGAAUCAGAGUACAGAACUAUCUUAGCUUAUGGACAAUCAAAGCUGUCCAACAUAUUGCAUGCAAAAGAGCUUGCCAGGCGGUUAAAGGCAGAAGGGGUAGAAAUAACAGCCAACGCCCUUCAUCCGGGAGCAAUUGCUACCAAUCUACUACGCUUCCAUGGUUUCAUUAAUGCUGUUACUAAUUCGGUUGCUAAGUUUGUGCUUAAAAAUGUCCAGCAGGGAGCGGCAACUCAGUGUUAUGUAGCACUGAAUCCCCAAGUUAAAGGGGUUAGUGGAGAGUAUUUUGUUGAUAGUAAUAUAGCCAACCCAACCAAUCAUGCUAAAGAUAUGGAAUUGGCCAAGAAACUGUGGGAUUUCAGUGUGGAUCUAACCAGCCCAAAAUAAUUGAAUCUUAAGAGAAACCUUUCUUACUCUUAACUUCUUAUCUCAGGCUUCAUGUAAUACAUGGACACUUUAAAUGGUGAAGUUAGACAAAUCAGUAUUUGUAGUUUUUAAUGCCCCUUUGCCUUGAAACAUAAACAGAAUGUGGCCUGUGGGAACAAAUAUGAGUGCACGAUUGUAAUACUUUUGUUUGAAAACGAGUACAAUUGUGUUUCCUAUUGAUUUCAUAAUUCGAUGUUUUAGGGUUUGUAGUGCUCAA